AGACUUUGUGGAAGAAUUGAUGAGAAUAUCUUAUGUCUAUUUGGAGUGAUGGGGUUCAGGCAAGUGUCUGCAGUGUCUGCAGCGCUGCUGUUGAUCGUGGCGUUUGGCUGUGUUAGUGAUGCUUGGAUCUCCAGAUGGUUUUAUCCGAGAUUGGGGUUUCUGCAUGACGGUGGAGUUUCAGCCCAGUUUGACACUCAGAAACCAGUGCAAGAAGACCCUGCGGGAGAGGACCCUGUGGGACAAGAACCUAGUGAGCCCAUUGUUGAGCCUGUGGUGCAGGAGCCCGUGGGACAGGAAACUAGCCAGGCUGAAGACCCUGAGAGCUUCCAGUCCAAGCAGACAUUUGAGAACCCUCUGACUUGGCUCUAUCCUUCGAUUGAGAAGCAUGAGUGCAAUUCUACAGUGUUUGAGCGGCUAAAGCAGGUGGCAGCCAACAGUGUGGUGGCUUGGUGUGGGCAAAGUGUGGUCCGUGUGGAGGUGAAACAGGAACUUCUGGGGAUUGGCUGGCUCAUCCAGCCAGAGCGUAUCACUCUAAGAUGCUGUGCUGCCAUUGAGGAGGACGCUGAAGCUCUUGUGCUCACAUUUGAAUCAGAGCUGCAUGGCUGUGGCAGUGAGCUGACGAUGACUGAGGAUGUGCUGAUCUACACCUUCACUCUUGUAUAUGAGCCAAAACCUCUUGCUAACAUUUCUAUAUUGAACACCAGUAAAGCUAUGGUUGAUAUUGAGUGCCACUACUUGAGGAAUCAUGAAGUGCGCAGCAAUUCCCUGAAGUAUGCUGUUGAACCUAGCAAGCCUGUGGGCCAAGAACCUAGCCAGCUUGUUAUAAAGCCUGUAGAGGUAGAGCCUGUGGGCCGGGAACCUAGCGUAGAGCCUGUGGGCCGGGAACCUAGCGUAGAGCCUGUGGGCCGGGAACCUAGCGUAGAGCCUGUGGGCCGGGAACCUAGCGUAGAGCCUGUGGGCCGGGAACCUAGCGUAGAGCCUGUGGGCCGGGAACCUAGCGUAGAGCCUGUGGGCCGGGAACCUAGCGUAGAGCCUGUGGGCCGGGAACCUAGUGAGCGUGUUGGAGAGCAGCCUGUAGGCCAGGAACCUGUUGGAGAGCAGCCUGUGGUCCAAGAGUCUGUGGGCCAUGAACCUGGAGAGCAACCUAUGGGCCAUGAGCCUGUGGGUCAAGAACCUAGUGAGCCUUUGGGACAGCAACCUGUUGGAGAGCAGCCUGUGGGCCAGGAACUUAGCCAGCAGCCUGUUGGCGAGCCUUUGGUCCAGGAAUCUAGUGAGCAUGUUGGCGAGCAGCCUGUGGGCCAGGAACCUGUUGGAGAGCAGCUUGUGGGCCAGGAACCUAGCCAUCAGUCUGUUGGAGAGCCUUUGGGUCAAGAACCUAGUGAGCAUGUUGGAGAGCCUGUUGACCAUGACCCUGUGGGCCGGGAACCUAGCGAGCCUGUGGGCCGGGAACCUAGCGAGCCUGUGGGCCGGGAACCUAGCGAGCCUGUGGGCCGGGAACCUAGCGAGCCUGUGGGCCGGGAACCUAGCGAGCCUGUGGGCCGGGAACCUAGCGAGCCUGUGGGCCGGGAACCUAGCGAGCCUGUGGGCCGGGAACCUAGCGAGCCUGUGGGCCGGGAACCUAGCGAGCCUGUGGGCCGGGAACCUAGCGAGCCUGUGGGCCGGGAACCUAGCGAGCCUGUGGGCCGGGAACCUAGCGAGCGUGUUGGAGAGCAGCCUGUCGGCCAGGAACCAAAUGAGAUUUUGGGUAAUGAACUUAGCGAGCCUGUGGGUGAGCCUGUGGGCCAGGAACCUAUCAAGCAGCCUUUGGGCCAGCAACCUGUUGGAGAGCAGCCUGUGGGCCAGGAACUUAACCAGCAGCCUGUGGGCCAAGACCCUAAUGAACCUGUGGGAGAGCAGCCUGUGGGCCAGCAAUUUAGCCAGCAACCUGUUGGCGAGCCUUUGGGCCAAGAGUCUAGUGAGCAUGUUGGAGAGCCUGUGGGCCAAGAUCCUAGUGAGCCUGUGGGAGAGCAGCCUGUGGGUCAGGAACCUAGUGAGCCUGUGGGAGAGCAGCCUGUGGGUCAGGAACCUAGCCAGUCUGUGGCCCAAGAGCCUGUGGGCCAUGAACCUGGAGACCAGCCUUUGAGCCAGGAAUCUGUUGGAGAGCAGCCUAUGGGCCAGCCUUUGGGGCAAGAACGUAGUGAAGAUGUGGGCCAAGAACCUAGUGAGCAGCCUGUUGUCGAGCCUUUGGGUCAGGAAUCUAGCGAGCCUUUGGUCCAAGAACCUAGUAAAUAUGUUGAAGAGCCCGUGGGCCAGGAACCAAGUGAGAUUUUGGGUAAUGAACUUAGCGAGCCUGUGGGUGAGCCUGUGGGCCAGGAACCUAGCGAGCAGCCUGUUGGCGAGCCUUUGGUUCAGGAACCUAGCGAGCCUUUGGGCCAAGAACCUAGUGAGGGUGUUGGAGCACAGCCUGUGGGCCAGCAACCUGUUGGAGAGCAGCCUGUGGGCCAGGAACAUGUUGGUGUGUCUAGCCAGGGAAAAGACCUUGAGCGCUCCCAGUCCAAGCAGACGUCUGAGAACCCUUUGACUUGGAGCUAUCCGCAAGUUGCAAAGCCUGAGCACAGGCCUACUGUGUCUGAGCGGCUGAAGCAGGUGGCGGCCAACAGUGUGUCGGCUCAGUGUGGGGAGAGUGUGGUCCGCGUGCAGGUGAACCAGGACCUGCUGGGGAUUGGCCGGCUCAUACAGCCAGAGCGUAUCACUCUAGGAGGUUGUGCUGCCACUGAGGAGGACGCUGAAGCUCAUGUGAUCACCUUUGAAUCAGAGCUGCAUGGCUGUGGCAGUGAGCUGACGAUGACUGAGGAUGUGCUGAUCUACACCUUCACGCUUGUCUAUGAGCCAAAACCUCUUGCUAACACUUCUAUAGUGAAAACCAGUGCAGCUAUGGUUGAUAUUGAGUGCCACUACUUGAGGAAUCACGAUGUGAGCAGCAAUGCCCUGAAGCCAACCUGGAUCCCCAACAUUUCCAACAUGGUGGCAGAGGAACUCCUCUACUUCUCCCUGAGGUUAAUGACUGCUGACUGGCAGUUUGAGAGGCCCUCCAACCAUUACUAUCUUGGUGACAUCAUCAACAUGGAAGCCUCGGUCAUGCCGUACCACCACGUUCCCCUCCGUGUCUUUGUGGACCGCUGUGUCGCCACCUUGGCGCCUGAUGUCCACACUGUCCCUAGAUAUUCUUUCAUUGAGGACCAUGGGUGUCUGGUUGAUGCCAAGUUGACCGGCUCCAGCUCCCAGUUCCUGUCCAGAUCCCAGGAUGACAAGAUCCAGUUUCAGCUGGAGUCCUUCAGGUUCCAACCACAGAAUGAUUCCCAACAGCUCUACAUAACAUGUCAUCUGAAAGCAUCUGCAGCCUCUUCCCCCAUUGAUGCUGAGAACAAGGCCUGCUCUUUCACAGAUGGCUGGAAGGCUGCAGGUGGGGAUGACCUGGUUUGUGGCUGCUGUGACUCCAGCUGUGCUGUGAGCAAGGCUAGAGAUCUGGACAGUGAUUUAGAUAUGCAGAAGGAAGGUGAAGCUACCUUGGGCCCUAUCAUGGUCCAAGAGUAAUAUUACAAGAAUCUUGCCUAUUUUUAACUUUUUGAGGAGAAUAAAUCUGUUACAAUGUUCA
This is a messenger RNA of Oncorhynchus tshawytscha (Chinook salmon), 3634 nucleotides long. RefSeq lists its product as uncharacterized. The transcript is spliced from 10 exons. The coding region runs from base 49 to 3573 and encodes 1174 amino acids. Gene Ontology annotation, molecular function: acrosin binding. Gene Ontology annotation, biological process: binding of sperm to zona pellucida; egg coat formation; positive regulation of acrosome reaction. NCBI's taxonomy places the organism in Eukaryota, Metazoa, Chordata, Actinopteri, Salmoniformes, Salmonidae. Gene Ontology annotation, cellular component: extracellular matrix. The record is from RefSeq and is a predicted model, not a curated record.